AGAAUGUUGCCAUUGCUGUACGGUCACCGUGACGCGUGAUCCCCAUACACGAAGAUUUCUUGCAUUCUGGUUCGUCUCUUUGGGAAGAACGGGCCGAUAUUUUAGCCAACCACCUUGCCGGAUAGCGCCGCUCUGCAACUCCUGCUGCUGAUUGCUGGAGAAACCAAGGGAGCCAUUCUAUUUGGAGAUAGUUGGCGGUGAUUCUCAAUGAUGGACACAACGGAGGCAUCAUCUGAUAGUACGCAAGUGCUGACCAUGGCCGGUGACUAUGGAAAUCUGGCCAACACCCUCUAUACCACAGAAGGUACAUAUGACUCGAUAGCAGGGGUUGCAGAGGAGGAGAUUGGAGGGGAUGACAAGAGCAGUUCGCCCCUCAGGGAGCAGGACAGGUUCCUGCCCAUCGCCAACGUCAGCCGCAUCAUGAAGAACGGCAUCCCCAAGUCGGGCAAGAUCUCCAAGGAAGCUAAGGAGUGUGUCCAGGAAUGUGUCUCUGAGUUCAUCAGUUUCAUCACAAGCGAAGCGAGUGACAGGUGCCACCAAGAGAAGAGGAAGACCAUCAACGGGGAAGACAUCCUGUUUGCGAUGUCUACUUUGGGUUUUGAUAACUACGUGGAACCGCUGAAAUUAUACUUGCAGAAAUACAGAGAUUCGAUGAAAGGAGAGAAGACAAUGGUUGGCAUGGCAGCGGCAUCAACAUUAAGAACAGACGGCUUGGAGGACCUCCAGGAUCAGUUCGGUAUCACCAGUAAUUUAAUAUCGGCAGACCAGACUGUCCCACCUGCAUAUAAUGCAGCCUACCCUACACAGCUUUCCUUCAGCUGAGAGCCUCCUAGAUUGAGAGGACCCUUUUGUACAUAUCACAUCCCUGACCUCUGACCUCUACAUACCUUGAUGCUUCACAAUGGUCACCUAUAACAAGCCUGGAGCCCAAUAUCGAAGAGCUGCAAAGAAAUCAUUGCCUUGCUGUCCCAAAACAUCACAGAACAAAAGUUCCAGUAAGAAAUACAUUUUCUCGCAGGAAUUGGCAAGUCCAAGAAAAGGUCCCUUUUUUUGUCCCAUACACAAAGCCAUUGUUUUUCAUUACAUAAUCAUCGCAAAGACUAAUAACAUACAAAUUUCUGUGGGUAUUCUCUUAACAGAUGCCCGACAGUUGAAUAAAAACACUGAAAUCUAUUUAUAUCUUAGUUGGAUAAGUGGAAAGAGUUCCAUACCUGGGCAUCACUUGUCACCCUGUGCAGAAACCCUGUGAGACUGGUCUGAAAAAUUCCAAGUGUUUUCUCAGUAAAUGCUUUUUUUUUCCCUGCUAAAUUUGACUUUUUGGGACAUGUUGUCGCUUGCUGAUGGCUGAUAUGUCACUGCAGGCAAAAAUUAGUGAUGGCCAUGUAUUAAAUUA
Patiria miniata (bat star) is the source of this 1393-nucleotide messenger RNA. RefSeq names its product transcriptional activator HAP3-like (gene nfyb). Gene Ontology annotation, biological process: regulation of transcription by RNA polymerase II. Gene Ontology annotation, molecular function: protein heterodimerization activity; DNA-binding transcription activator activity, RNA polymerase II-specific; RNA polymerase II cis-regulatory region sequence-specific DNA binding. Bases 208 to 822 code for a protein of 204 amino acids. The transcript is spliced from 8 exons. The record is from RefSeq and is a predicted model, not a curated record. NCBI's taxonomy places the organism in Eukaryota, Metazoa, Echinodermata, Asteroidea, Valvatida, Asterinidae. Gene Ontology annotation, cellular component: CCAAT-binding factor complex; nucleus.